AUGGCGGAGAAAUGGCGAAAGUUCAAAGAAGAUAUGAAAAAAAAACGCUUGAGUGGGAAGAGCCAAAAAGGGAAAGAUGUUUCCAAACGUGAAAUAACUGUUCAAAUGUUAAGCGCGGACGUGUCGGGCAAGGCCCAAAAGUAUUCACGUAUCGGCCCAAGGGAAUUUGUCCAGUUAUAUGACGACGACGAUCUAGAUCGAUUUUAUACAAAAGAAGAGAUGACAAUUGAACGAGUGAAGGAUGCAUGCCUGAAACAUUUUGAACCGAAG
This is a messenger RNA of Paramuricea clavata, 270 nucleotides long. Lineage: Eukaryota; Metazoa; Cnidaria; Anthozoa; Malacalcyonacea; Plexauridae. The record is from the annotation of a GenBank genome assembly.